Molecule: messenger RNA, 4558 nt
Organism: Pseudophryne corroboree (corroboree frog)
Lineage: Eukaryota; Metazoa; Chordata; Amphibia; Anura; Myobatrachidae
Exons: 11
Coding region: 109-1194 (361 amino acids)
Source: RefSeq, a predicted model, not a curated record
GGGGGAGUCUGUGCCCUGCAGGAAGAGGGGGAGGGCUGGCUGGGGUCUGGGUGUUUGGAAAGUCCUUUCCUUGUAUUACUCCAGAGGGAUCUCAGGUGUCUUCCAGUUAUGAGGUUCCUGCUGCUUUUGGGGUGCGCUGCCGCUGUGUGCGUCCUGUUGGCGUCGGCAUCUAACGGCGAUGAGCCCGGAUCAGACUCCAAGGAUAAGGUGACCCAGGGAGGUGUCCUGUACGAGGGUCACAAGAGGACGAUAGCUGCAAGAGGCACAAAACUGUCACGGGACAGAAGAAAUGGUAGAAAGAAACCGCCGGUGUGUGCUGGCUGCUAUACGUCCUUGCUAAAGGAGAGAGAAGACGCAUUGCCUCUCCCCACGUCCCCUCCGCUGCCGGUGGAAAAGGUCCCCAAGGCUAUUAAACCCACAAAGAAGCCGCGUGCCGGCAGUUAUGGGCCGUUACGAUUGAAACGAGACGUAGAAGAGGCUGAAGAGCAAAGUAAACACCAAAAACAUUACAAAAGAGAGAAAGGAGAAAAGAGAAGAGAAUGGAAGAAGAAGGGCGAUCAUCACUUCGGUCCGCAGGUGGAAGACUCAGAGACAAUGAGGGAUCACAAGGGCCACAGGAGACACCGACACAGAGAGCACAAGCCCUUUAGGAAGCACUCCCAUGGAAUGGACAGUCCUCGUGGCUCAUCCAUAGACAGAAUCCACCAGAAGGACACGGAGGUGGAAGACUCAGAGACAAUGAGGGAUCACAGGGGCCAUGAGGACCACAGGGGCCACAGGAGACACCGACACAGAGAACACAGGCCCUUUAGGAAGCACACCCCUGGACUGUACAGUCCUCUUGGCUCAUCCAUAGACAGAAUGCACCAGAAUGACACAGAGGCGGAGGGAUCAGAGACAGAGAGAGAUGUCAGGAGCCCCAGGAGCCACCGACACACCGAGAACAGGCGCAAGAAGAAAUACUUCCCCGGGUCAAAGGGACCUCUGAUUGCCCGUCCUGUGGGAAGUGGCAGAACGCGUCAGCGGGACACAGAGGCGGAGGGAUCAGAGACAGAGAGAGAUGUCAGGAGCCCCAGGAGCCACCGACACACCGAGGACAGGCGCAAGAAGAAAUACUUCCCCGGGUCAAAGGGACCUCUGAUUGCCCGUCCUGUGGGAAGUGGCAGAACGCGUCAGCGGGACACAGAGGAGUAGACGCCAUCAAUGUGAACGGAGAUACAUGUCACCCUUUACUCAGAUACCGCAGCUGUGCUUACCUUCAGAUGGCUGUAUAGCCGCUGUGCUUAGCGUCAGAUAGAUGUAUAGCUGCUGUGCUUAGCUUCAGAUAGAUGUAUAACUUCUGUGCUUAGCAUCAGAUAGAUGUAUAACUGCUGUGCUUAGCGUCAGAUAGAUGUAUAACUUCUGUGCUUAGCGUCAGAUAGAUGUAUGACUGCUGUGCUUAGAUUCAGAUAGACUUAUAACUGUUGUUCUUAGUGUCAGAUAGAGGUAUAACCUCUGUGCUUAGGGCGUACCUCAGAUGUGUACGUAUAUCCAAUGGUUUACAUACAAAUCUGAUGUCUGCGCCGGCGCAGAACGAAUCUUGUAAAGUCGCUCACACCCCCUGGGUGUUAAACGGCACCGUUCUUCAAAAUAGUUUUCCCAUUCUGUAGGCAUGCCGGGUCCAGGCUGUGUCGUCGGAUGCAGACUUCAUGGACCCGGGUGUCCCGAACCUUCGGCCAGUCUGAGGAAGCUUCAGCUUAUGCAGACUGACUGCUGCCUGCAAACAUCGCGCAUGGUCACACUGCUGAUCCGGAGCAACACCUGGAUCUCACAGUACAUGCAGGAGAGUCCCCUACACACGCCUCCUGCUGCAUUACAAUUGUAUCUGCACGGAAUUGCACAGCGGCUUCCCUGCGCGCCUAUGCAGCUUUCCAGAGCAUCCCUGCGGCUUCCCUGGGCAUCCAUGCGGUUUCCCUGCGUGUCCCUGUGGCUUCCCUACGCAUCCAUGUAGUUUCCCUGCUCAUCCCUGCGUGUCCCUGCGGCUUCCCUGCGCAUCCAUGCGGUUUCCCUGCGUGUCCCUGCGGCUUCCCUGCGCAUCCCUGCGGCUUCCCUGUGCAUCCCUUCGGUUUCCCUGCUCAUCCCUGCGGCUUCCCUGCGCAUCCUUGCGGCAUCCCUGCGCAUCCCCGCGGCUUCCCUGCGCAUCCCCGUGGCUUCCCAGUGUGUCCCCGCGGCUUCCCUGCACGUCCGUGCGGUUUCCCUGCGUGUCCCUGCGGUUUCCCUGUACUUCCCUACGCAUCCCCGUGGCUUCCCUGUGUGUCCCUGCGGCUUCCCUGCACGUCCCCGUGGCUUCCCUGCGUAUCCCUGCGGCUUCCCUGUGCAUCCCUGCGGCUUCCCUGCGCAUCCAUGCAGUUUCCCUGCUCAUCCCUUCGUUUCCCUGCUCAUCCCUGCGCAUCCUUGCGGCAUCCCUGCGCAUCCCCGUGGAUUCCCUGUGUGUCCCUGCGGCUUCUCUGCACGUCCCCGUGGCUACCCUGCGCAUCCCUGUGGCUUCCCUGCGCGUCCAUGCAGUUUCCCUGUGUGUCCCUGCGGCUUCCCUGCGCGUCCAUGCGGUUUCCCUGCGUGUCCCUACGGUUACCCUGUACUUCCCUGCGGCUUCCCUGUGCGUCCAUAUAGCUUCCCUGCACGUCCCUGCACCUGCACGUCCCUGGGGCUUCCUUGCGCGUCCAUAUAGCUUCCCUGCAUGUCCCUGCGGCUUCCCUGCACAUUACUGCGGCUUCCUUACGCGUCCAUAUAGCUUCCCUGCACGUCCCAGCGGCUUCCCUGCAUGUCCCUGCGGCUUCCUUGUGCGUCCAUAUAGCUUCCCUGCACGUCCCUGCGGCUUCCUUGUGCGUCCAUAUAGCUUCCCUGCAUGUCCCUGCGGGUUCCUUGCGCGUCCAUAUAGCUUCCCUGCACGUCCCUGCGGCUUCCCUGUGCGUCCAUAUAGCUUCCCUGCACGUCCCUGCGGCUUCCUUGCGCGUCCAUAUAGCUUCCCUGCACGUCCCUGCGGCUUCCUUGCGCGUCCAUAUAGCUUCCCUGCGGCUUCCUUGCACGUCCAUAUAGCUUCCCUGCACGUCCCUGUGGCUUCCCUGCACUUCCCUGCGGCUUCCUUGCGCGUCCAUAUAGCUUCCCUGCACGUCCCUGUGGCUUCCCUGCACUUCCCUGCGGCUUCCUUGCGCGUCCGUAUAGCUUCCCUGCACCUUUGCAAUUGCUUACAAAUCUGUAUUAGGACCUAAGUGCCAUAUAAACGUAUAACCGCUGUGUGUAGUGUCAGAUAAACGUAUAACCGCUGUGCGUAGUGUCAGAUAGACGUAUAACCGCUGUGCGUAGUGUCAGAUAGAUGUAGAGCUGAUACAUUUUGAUGCACAUAGAGUUAUAACUGCAUAAUUUCUAAUAACCCUGCAAGGACUAUAUCUGUCUGCGGUUCCCUAGCCAGGCAGCUGUAUCACCUGUAUGUUACACACAUUGUACCUGUCUGCGGUUCCGUAUCACCUGUAUGUUACACACAUUGUACCUGUCUGCGGUUCCGUAUCACCUGUAUGUUACACACAUUGUACCUGCCUGCGGUUCCGUAUCACCUGUAUGUUACACACAUUGUACCUGUCUGCGGUUCCCUAGCCAGGAUGCUGUAUCACCUGUAUGUUACACACAUUGUACCUGCCUGCGGUUCCCUAGCCAGGCAGCUGUAUCACCUGUAUGUUACACACAUUGUACCUGUCUGCGGUUCCGUAUCACCUGUAUGUUACACACAUUGUACCUGCCUGCGGUUCCGUAUCACCUGUAUGUUACACACAUUGUACCUGUCUGCGGUUCCGUAUCACCUGUAUGUUACACACAUUGGCCCUCAUUCCGAGUUGUUCGCUCGCAAGCUGCUUUUAGCAGCAUUGCACACGCUAAGCCGCCGCCUACUGGGAAUGUAUCUUAGCAUAGCAGAAUUGCGAACGAAAGAUUCUCAAAAUUGCGAAUAGAAAUUUCUUUGCAGUUUCUGAGUAGCUCGAUACUUACUCUGCCAGUGCGAUCAGUUCAGUCAGUUUCGUUCCUGGUUUGACGUCACAAACACACCCAGCGUUCGCCCAGACACUCCCCCGUUUCUCCAGCCACUCCCGCGUUUUUCCCAGAAACAGCAGCGUUUUUUCAGACACUCCCAUAAAACGGCCAGUUUCCGCCCAGAAACACCCACUUCCUGUCAAUCACACUCCGAUCACCAGAACGAAGAAAAAACCUUGUAAUGCCGUGAGUAAAAUACCAAACUUCUUAGCAAAUUUACUUGGCGCAGCCGCAGUGCGAACAUUGCUCAUGCGCAGUUUGCUGAAAAUCGCUGCGAUGCGAUGAAAACGAACGAGCGAACAACUCGGAAUGAGGGCCAUUGUACCUGCCUGCGGUUCAGUAUCACCUGUAUGUUACAGACAUAGUACCUGCCUGCGGUUCCGUAUCACCUGUAUGUUACACACACAUUGUACCUGCGGAUCCCUGAUUAAACACAAGAAUCACUGAAUGUAAGUGUAUUUUGCAAGGAAAUGAAAUAAAGAUACAGAUAAAGCCACUA